Molecule: messenger RNA, 1574 nt
Organism: Danio rerio (zebrafish)
Lineage: Eukaryota; Metazoa; Chordata; Actinopteri; Cypriniformes; Danionidae
Source: RefSeq, a predicted model, not a curated record
CACAGGUGAACAAUAUAUAAAGACUUUGACACACGUUUUCACAGUUUGAAAUUGAGCGAAUGUGUGAAAAUAUUUUACAUUUAAUUUCUAAAUUAAAUAACCUAAAAUUAAAGCCUCGAUUAAUUGAACGUUUUAACUGGAUGUUGAUUAAUGAGCGAUUAUUUUAUUUAUUGCCCUCAUAUAUUCUACUGAUAAGUUUUGUACAGUACAUUUGCUCACAUAUUACAAGAGAUUUUUGAAUGAAGGGUGCAUUACCUGAUUAUAAAAUACUCGACUCCACAUGCGGUAAAGAAAGUACUUAAAAAAAUUGUCGAUUUCGAUUACUUUUCGAUUGAUUUGCCAGCCCUGAUUUGGUAGUGUUUAAACUGCAGUAAACUAUCUUAACCCCCUUACAACUUAUGUGUCCCCUAUGAUUGAGGUAAAGUUGGACUUUCUCCUUUCUCCAAUUAUAUGUCAGAAAUGUAUUUUUUGCUAAUUCAAAAUAUAGGGAAAUCAUAUUAUCAGCCAGUGACUAUCAAAGUACAACACUGUUCAGUCAAUUAAAUAGUGCUAAUGUUGUUUGUAAUGUUCAAAAAUGAAUGAAUGUGCAAAUGUAAAACCAACUUUACCUCAGUCAAAUGUUGUGCCUUUUAUUUCUGAGGGUGAACACUGCAAAUCAGCUAUAAUUUGGUCAGGAAAUCUUGUCAGUUAUUGUGGGCGCUACCAACACCUUACCUCAUCAUGGAAACCUGGGAGAAACAGAGUUUAUAGGCCUAUAGAAACUUAGCUGUUCUAUAGGCCUAUUUUGGUAUAUUUCUUUAGGUGUUUAACUGCAGUAAACUACAUUUCCCCCUGUACAACUCAUGUUUGCACCAUGCUGAUGAAGUUUCUCCGUCUCCUCCCGUCUCUCUGGUCUCAUGCUCGACUGGCGAGUCACAAGUUGUGCUUUUUCCCUCCGCGGGGCGUUUCUGUUUCUCCCAGAGUCUCUCCCAGCGGAUCACACGCGUCCAUGUUCGCCUCUGUCUCACACAGCCAUGCAGAACCAUCACCUGAAGGAACAUCUCUAUAAAAUCCUGGUGAUCGGGGACCUGGGAGUGGGGAAAACCAGCAUUAUCAAGCGCUACGUGCACCAGAACUUCUCACCAAACUACCGUGCCACCAUCGGCGUGGAUUUCGCGCUCAAAGUAGGAGAAUAUUAAUAUAGAUGAAGCCGCACACUGUCUGGUGAAGCACAUUAUAGCUAAUGAGAACGAUCUGCUGCAGUCUGAGGUGGCAGACACUAUUUCACCGCAGCAGGAGUCCAGUCGUGGAGGAACCUGCUCGGCCUGUUUCAGGUCCUGAAGACGCUCCGUUUCUCCAUCCAGACUCACGCUCGUCUCUUCAUCACGCUUCCUCAUCUGAAUGGUGCUGCUGAGUCUCUGGUUUAUACAGUACGUGUGUGUCAGAGACAGGCUGGUCGGUCUUCUUCCAUGGUUGCAGACUUAUCCAACAUUGUGCAGAUGUUUUAAGAGACGGCGGUGAAAACACAACUUCACGCAGAACUUGCCGAAUAAUCAGGAUGCAAAAAAAAAAAAGCCCCAAAGACCACUUAUGCA